UUAGGAACGUGCGGAUUUUGGCGAUGUUGUGGAGGUGGAGACUGCAUGUUGCGGAGGCGGAGUCUGCAUGUUGCGGAGGUGGAGUCUGCACGAGUUUGUUAAAGAUUGGACUUGGGGCUGGAAGGAUAGGUUGGAGUCCAGAAUGACACCAAGUACUCUGGCUUGCGGGGCGGGUUUGAUGGUAGCGUUGUUGGAUGUGAUGGAGAAGUCAAUGGGGGGUGGGGUCCGGGCUGGGGGGGAAGACAAGAAACUCGGUUUUGAAGAGGUUCAGUUUAAGGAAGUGGAGCGACAUCCAGUCUGAUAUGUCGCUCAGUAGGUGUGUGAUUCGGGCGGAGACUGAGGGGGUGAGGUGGGGGGUUGAGAGAUAGAUUUGUGUGUCGUCGGCAUAGAGGUGGUAGUUGAAGCCGUGAGAGUAUAUGAGUUGGCAAUGGAGGAGGUGUAGAUGGAGAAGAGAAGGGGCCCGAAGACGGAGCCUUGAGGGACCCCAACAGAGAGGGGGAGUGAGGGGGAGGUGGUAGCAUUAUAGGUAAUGCUGAAGGA
Molecule: messenger RNA, 540 nt
Organism: Staurois parvus
Lineage: Eukaryota; Metazoa; Chordata; Amphibia; Anura; Ranidae
Source: the annotation of a GenBank genome assembly